This is a messenger RNA of Arxiozyma heterogenica, 1767 nucleotides long. It is a transcript of the gene ILV3, whose product is annotated as dihydroxy-acid dehydratase ILV3. Gene Ontology annotation, biological process: branched-chain amino acid biosynthetic process. The transcript has a single exon. Gene Ontology annotation, cellular component: mitochondrion. The record is from RefSeq and is a predicted model, not a curated record. Gene Ontology annotation, molecular function: dihydroxy-acid dehydratase activity. Lineage: Eukaryota; Fungi; Ascomycota; Saccharomycetes; Saccharomycetales; Saccharomycetaceae. Bases 1 to 1767 code for a protein of 588 amino acids.
AUGGGUCUACUAUCCAGAACUGUAUCGGCAAGGUCCUUUUCAACUACUAAAAAUGUGGCUAAGAAAUUGAAUAAGUAUUCUUAUCAAAUUACUGAACCAAAGGAUCAAGGUGCCUCCCAAGCUAUGCUUUAUGCCACUGGUUUCAAGAAAGAUGACUUUAAUAAAGCUCAGGUUGGUGUCGGUUCUUGUUGGUGGUCAGGUAAUCCAUGUAACAUGCAUUUGUUAGAUUUAAAUCAUAGAUGUGCUGCAUCCAUCGAAAAAGCUAACUUGAAAGCCAUGCAAUUUAAUACCAUCGGUGUCUCUGAUGGUAUUUCUAUGGGUACUAAAGGCAUGAGAUAUUCUUUGCAAAGUAGAGAAGUUAUUGCUGAUUCCUUUGAAACUAUCAUUAUGGCCCAGCAUUACGAUGCCAGUAUCGCCAUUCCAUCCUGUGACAAAAAUAUGCCAGGUGUCUUAAUGGCAAUGGGUAGACACAAUAGACCCUCUAUCAUGAUCUACGGUGGUACUAUCUUGCCUGGGUCUCCAUCUUGUGCUUCUCAAAAGAACCCAAAUGUUACUAAAGAAAUUGACGUGGUCUCUGCUUUCCAAUCCUAUGGUCAAUAUAUCUCCAAUCAAAUCACCGAAGAACAAAGAGAAGACAUCGUGGAACAUGCUUGUCCAGGUCCAGGUUCCUGUGGUGGUAUGUAUACAGCCAACACCAUGGCUUCCGCUGCUGAAGUCCUUGGUAUCACUCUACCAAACUCUUCCGCUUUCCCUGCCGUUUCAAAGGAAAAAAUGAAUGAAUGUGAUUCUAUCGGUGAAGCAAUUAAGAAAACUAUGCAAUUAAACAUCUUACCACGUGAUAUUUUCACUAAAAAGGCUUUUGAAAAUGCAAUCACUUAUGCUAUCGCCACUGGUGGUUCUACUAAUGCAGUAUUACAUUUGAUUGCCGUGGCCCAUUCUGCAGGUGUCAAGAUCACACCAGACGAUUUCCAGAGAAUCAGUGAUAAGACUCCAUUAUUAGGUGAUUUCAAACCAUCUGGUAAACAUGUUAUGGCCGAUUUGAUUAAGAUUGGUGGUACUCAGGCUGUCAUUAAAUUCUUAUACAAUGAAGGUUUCUUACAUGGUGAUUGUUUAACCGUCACCGGUGAGACUUUGGCCGAGCGUGCAAAGAAGGCUCCAAGCCUAUCUGAAGGACAAAACAUCAUUAGACCUGUCUCCAAUCCAAUCAAACCAACUGGUCACUUACAGAUCUUAUAUGGUUCUUUGGCCCCAGGUGGUGCUGUAGGUAAGAUCACUGGUAAGGAAGGUACUUACUUCAAGGGUAAAGCACGUGUCUUUGAAGAGGAAGAUUCUUUCAUUAAGGCUUUAGAGCGUGGUGAAAUCAAAAAGGGUGAAAAGACUGUCUGUAUUAUUAGAUAUGAGGGUCCAAAGGGUGGUCCAGGUAUGCCAGAAAUGUUGAAGCCAUCUUCAGCUUUGAUGGGUUACGGUUUAGGUAAAGAUGUUGCAUUAUUAACUGAUGGUAGAUUCUCCGGUGGUUCUCACGGUUUCUUGAUUGGUCAUGUUGUUCCAGAAGCCGCCGAGGGUGGUCCAAUUGCUUUGGUUAAAGAUGGUGAUGAAAUUGUUAUCGAUGCAGACAAUAAUGUUAUCGAUUUGAAGGUCUCUCCAGAAGAAUUAGCUAAACGUAAGGAACAAUGGACUCCACCACCUCCACGUUACACAAGAGGUACUUUAUCCAAAUAUGCUAAAUUAGUUUCCAAUGCUUCCCUAGGUUGUGUUACUGAUGCUUAA